Morchella importuna is the source of this 948-nucleotide messenger RNA. RefSeq lists its product as uncharacterized. The transcript is spliced from 2 exons. The record is from RefSeq and is a predicted model, not a curated record. The coding region runs from base 1 to 948 and encodes 315 amino acids. Lineage: Eukaryota; Fungi; Ascomycota; Pezizomycetes; Pezizales; Morchellaceae.
AUGGCCUACACAUACAUUCAAGAACCUGACUGCAAAGGCUCCCCCGAAAGGCGAGACGUAGAAUUCAAAACCUUUGACGGCCUUACUCUCCGCGGCUGGUUCUAUCCUGCUUCCGGCAAACUUUCAAAGUCUCCUGCCAUUGUCGUUACUCAUGGUUGGGGUGCUGCCAAAGAAAUGAACCUCGACGUUGUCGCCAGUCUAUUUCAAAAAGCCGGGCUUGCAUCCCUUAUCUACGACCACCGUAACAUCGGGUCAAGUGACAGCACACUCCGCGGAGAAAUUAAUCCCCAUAAACAAGCCGAAGACUACUAUGACGCUAUCUCCUACCUGAGCUCACUGCCCGAAGUCGAUGCCUCUAAAAUCGCCAUCUGGGGAUUCUCACUCGCGGGUGGCCAUUGUGUAAAGGUUGCCGCUAUCGACAAGCGUGUUAAGGCCGUCGUAACUAUCGGGCCGCUGAUAUCAACCGUUAAGAUUCUAAACCGCAAUAUGUUACGGAGUACGAGGGCUCAAGUGGAUGCAAUGCUUAGGGCUGAUAGAGAGAAUGUCAUCGCCGGUGGUGAGGGUGCGACUAUGUUGAUCACCAGCUCAGACCCUGCUAUACCCUCGUUUGUUCCCACCGAAGACGCACAGAAAUUCUUGUUUGGGCUUCAGAAGACCAAGGCACCGAAAUGGGAGAAUAAGUACACGGCCCAGAGUAUGUUCCAUUUGUUCAACUACAACCCGGAGGGUUAUAUCCAAGCGGUCAGUCCCACACCGUGGUUACUCUUACAGGCGGACGAUGAUAAUCUUUGUGCACCGGAUGUGGUGUUAUCGUUGUUUAACCAGGCAAGUGAGCCCAAAGAGUUGUCGAUACACAAGGGAGGACACUUUACAUUCUUUGAGAAGGGUGUAUUUGAGGGUGCUAUGGAGACAACGAUUGAUUUCUUGAAGAGGAAGUUGGAGUUUUAG